AUGGCAAAUGCAAAUGCAUGUGAUGGUACCAUAUCCAUUCUUGUCGGCGAGUCACAGUCAGGCGCAAAUGUAUUAUCUACCAAAUUAGCGCAUCAAAAAGUCUUUACCGCAAAGGCAAUUCGAGAGAGAGAAGUACAACGUAUGUCAACCUUGUCAAAUAGUCCAAGCAGAGCUCGAAUUGGUAUAUCUCAUUUAUCGGUACCAUUAGCGUGGAAUAGCGAUGAACACUUCGGAACACGUGGAGAAGGAAAAGUAUAUUCAAUGUUUGUAUCACUUCAAGCAACUAACAAUGUUAAUGACAGUCGCAUUGUGACAGCCGUUGAUCGUACCUGUACAGAUGUGGCAUUUACCGAUUCAUUCGUUUUUGAAAAUCAACCGGUAGAUUUUGAAAUUGAAAUUCAACUUUAUGCAUCACGAACUGAUGGUGGUGAUAGCAAUCAAUCAUUAAAGCAGAAAUUAACUCGUUCAUUUGGACGACGAUUUGGCGCUAAUUAUAAGACAAAUUUGUUGAAUGAUGAUACGAUACCAUUUGAUUCAUUAAUGAACGGUGAAAAUGGUAGCAAUGGUAGCAAUGGUAGCAGUCAAGAUAGCUCAAACAAUAAAUGUUUUCAUCUGUUAGGUCGAACAACAUUAACUUUAAGUGAUGCGAAACCAAAAGUUGGAAUUUAUGAUCUUCAUUUGUCACCAAAUGCAGCUAAUUAUGGCCCACCAUUAUAUGGCAAUAUUCGAUGCCGAAUUGUCGCUCAACCAAAUUCAGUUGCAAUGCCUCUAUCAGAUGGUAUUUUAACAAUUAAACCCAUUGGUUAUGAUUGUUUGUAUCAGAAUAUGCGUUGUAGAUUACAGGCUGGUGUUUUACGAUGUGCAACAAGCAAUUCAUUGCAAAAUCAAAUCCUUCUUCACAUUUAUAUUAAUAAGGAUUCAAAGAUAUUAGCAUGUAAACAUCAACGCAGUAUUAUUGUUACCUCAGAUUGUUAUUUAGCUGGAACAAAAUAUGAUAAACAAUUUAUUUUAACUUCUGAUAGUGAAGAAGAUAUUGCUGCAUGGAGGCAUGCAAUUAGCUUACAAAUUGCUGAUUGCGAACAAUGGGGUGAAUUUGCUGUUUCAUCGAUAAGACUAACAGUUGAACCGGAUCAUCCGGAUGUGGUACUUCUAUCACGGAUGAAUGGUCGACGAUUGUAUGAUGAAAUUCAAAUUCAGGUCAACGGUGGUAUGCAAGGAAUUCUCAAAACUCAUACAUGUAAUUCACAUCGAAAUUUUACAAUUGAUUCUUCUAAAAUGGUUUCAUUUGCGCCAACAACAAAAUCUAUUCAUACUGCUCCAUCAGGACGUAGACGUAAUAGUCGUUCUCAUAUACGUAAUCUUUUUCAGCCGGUAACUAAUACCGAAUAUCGUUAUGUAAUCAAUUUGCCGAUCAGAGAUGUACGAGCAUUUCAAAAAACAAAUGACACUUCCUCAAAAUCAACUACCAAUGGUUAUAUAAAUAAUCUGUCAUCGUAUGCACAAAUGAAUGGAGGACAAUACAAUGAUCAAGAUGAAACGAAUGCUACACCAGUGGAUGUAUAUGAUGUGGUUCCGGAAAAUUGGUCAGAAAAUUUUUUUAAAAAUUUUAAAAAAACUUUUCAAAAAUCAUUCGGUGUGUUGAAAAAUCGUAAAUCUCUUGAAGUAUCUCGUUUCUAA
Brugia malayi is the source of this 1677-nucleotide messenger RNA. RefSeq lists its product as uncharacterized. The transcript is spliced from 13 exons. Gene Ontology annotation, cellular component: actomyosin contractile ring. NCBI's taxonomy places the organism in Eukaryota, Metazoa, Nematoda, Chromadorea, Rhabditida, Onchocercidae. The record is from RefSeq and is a predicted model, not a curated record. Bases 1 to 1677 code for a protein of 558 amino acids. Gene Ontology annotation, biological process: septin ring organization; mitotic cytokinesis; actomyosin contractile ring assembly.